UCAGUCGAGUUGCGGCGGCCGUACCUGUCGCAACACAAUAAUGCAUCGUACCAUAACAAACUGAAACCGGUUGUCCUUUUUCGCAUCUUUCGCUGCUUCGCGUUCUCAUUUACCUUAACCUUGUUCCGUGCUUGCAUCGUGUGGCUUACAUAUUUUUUUUCUUUUUGACACACCACUUUCAGGUGAAUUCUUCAUCUUUCUUUGUCUGUUUUCUCAUCUCAUUCUUCGGUGUGUACAGAAGUGACCCGCCAGAAUGUCGCACGAUAAUUUGGGAUUUACCUCGAGUACGGAUACUUUGGAUACCAACAGAUGGUCGUCUUCUAGGAGCAAUCAAAAUGGUUACGAUCCAAGCCACAACAAGUCCAAUAUCUACGUGUUGGAACUGGAGGAGAAGAAAAAGAGCGUGCAGGAGUACGAGGAGGAUUACAAUCCAUACGAGCACAGGAUGGUCGCUCAUCCAACCACGAGCUUCGAGACGUUGCUGCAUCUGCUUAAAGGCAGCUUAGGAACCGGAAUACUCGCGAUGCCAAGGGCUUUCUACCACGCUGGCUACGGUAUUGGCACGGUCGCGACCAUAAUCAUAGGUUUAUUCUGUACUUACUGUAUGCGGAUACUCGUCAGCUCCGAGUACGAGCUUUGCAAGAGGAAGAGGGUGGCUUCGUUGUCUUAUCCGGCUACGGCAGAGGCUGCGCUGGCCGUUGGUCCAUUGCCGUUCAGGCGAUUCUCAAGGGCGUCCGUUCACACGAUAAACCUAUUCCUUAUGGUAUAUCAAUUGGGAACUUGCUGCGUCUAUACCGUAUUCAUCGCAACGAAUUUGAAAAUGGCAUUGAAAACGUAUGUUUCAGAUAUCGAUCUCAGGCUGUACAUGCUAGCAAUCUUGCUGCCCCUGAUCUUGGUCAAUUGGAUCAGAAAUCUAAAAUUCUUGGCGCCGUGUUCCACGGUCGCUAAUUUCAUUACGUUCAUCGGUUUUGGCAUAAUAUUGUACUAUAUAUUUAGGGAACCUUUAUCAUUUGAAAAUCGCGAUGUGAUCGGGAACGUUGAAAACUUUCCCCUUUACUUUGGCACCGUGCUGUUCGCUCUCGAGGCUAUUGGCGUGAUCAUGCCACUGGAGAACGAAAUGAAGAAGCCAAAGGUGUUCAUGAAGACUUUUGGCGUGUUGAACAUAGGGAUGGGCGUGAUAGUUGCCCUUUACACAGGGAUGGGUUUCUUCGGCUACAUUCGUUACGGCGGCGCCAUCGAGGGUAGCAUCACCUUCAGUUUGGGGGAACCACUUGCUCUGGCCAAUGCUGUUCAAAUCUUGCUGGCCAUAGCCAUCUUUUUCACCCAUCCUAUCCAGUGCUACGUCGCGAUCGACAUCAUUUGGAACGAGUAUAUCGCCCCAAAUCUCGAGAAGAAUUCGCACAAAUUAUUGUGGGAAUACGUCGUGAGGACCAGCCUCGUCCUUCUCACGUUCCUGUUGGCCGUGGCGAUCCCCCAAUUGGACCUCUUCAUAUCGCUGUUCGGUGCCCUGUGUCUCUCCGGCCUGGGAUUGGCGUUCCCCGCGAUCAUCCAGAUCUGCACAUUUUGGACGGUGUGCGACAGAACGGAGAGGUCAAUAAUGGUCGCGAAGAACAUGUCUUUGGUACUUUUCGGGAUUCUCGGUCUGAUAGUUGGCACCUACACCAGCCUUCGUGACAUCAUCAAGACCUUCUCAUGAACCGUGCACCUUGGAGGUGGUGUACUGAAAGGGUCGAUGAGGGGAGAGCGAUGCGUGACGGGCAACAAGAAAGGGAGGAGGAGCAAGGAGAAGAGAAAGGGAGAAGGAAGGAGGGACGGAGAGGGGAAAUGGAGGGAUUCGUUCGUGACGAGAGAGGGAGGAAAUGUGAUAGUGAAGUUUAGCCGUUUAAUCGAACUUUAAGCGAUCUAUCUAUUGGACUGAGUUUGGAAAUGAGUCUAAACCAGCCACGUUUCGAAUCUUAUUUUAUUCUCGUCGAUGGAGAACACGUUUGUUUUCCUCUCCUUCCGUAUUUAAAAGAAAAAGAGAGAAAAAAAAAAAAGAAUAAAGAAAUAAUGAUGAUAUAUGCGUUGAUCGCGUGAUUAAAUAGUCGGAAUAUAAUAGUUCGUAAGUGGAAAAAGAUAGAAAAAGGGCGACGCCUGGUGUGUCUGAUUCGACGAUACAUUUGUGUUCGAGAUACGACUUAUUGUAAAAUAUAAAUAUCGAGUAGUAGUAUAUCGUCUGACAAAAAACUUUUUUUUUUUUUUUUUUUUUUUUUUUUUUAAUCGUUUUCGUUUAUUACUAACCGUGCCUCCGACCACUGAUCACGGAAUUUCUUAUUCGAAGACACGAGCGAUAUUUCGAUAUACGAUCGAUCGGUUAGAGAUUAUAUAUAGAUCGCGGGUAAAAUUUUGUUGUAUUUAUGAUACAUGGAGGAGGCAGACUCGAGAAGUGCAGCUCGACCUUUUUUAACCCCUUAACGUAUACGUAUGUAUUAAUUAUGAUCGACGGUCGGUAAUUUGGCAAAAAUUAAUUAAUUUUUGGCAAUUACGAUUUCUGGGCUGGUGUGAUAAAUGCAUCGCGUUGUAACACAGUUACAUGUUUUUAAAAAGUUGAAAUCUAUCGUUCGAGCGAUAAGAUUAUCAAAAAAAAAUCUAUUGUAUAUUGUGGCAUAAGUACAGUUAGUUAUUGCUUUUAAUAACUAAAUUUGAUACAAUAUACAUUGAUUAUUAUUUUUUUAAAAUCAUCUAUCAUCUCUCUCGUGAUACACGAUAUGCAUUGGUUGAUUAUUAUUAUUAUUUUUUUUUUUUUUGUAAAAAAAAGAAGCUAAAAUUUCUCAUAUAUCUAUAUGUUGGUAUUAGCAGUAUUGAUGAACGUCAUACGCAAUGAUGGUUCAUCAUAUAGUAAAAUUGUAAAAUGGAUUAAAUCGAUGAAACAUCAAUAGUCGAACAUCAAUAGAUUCUUGUACGUUAAGUGGUUAUAAAAAACGAUUAUUUAAACGAUUAAGUUGAUGUGUUCUGACCGUUAUAAUUCUCAUCUAAACGUAAGGAUCGAUGACUGAAAAAUGAAAUGUGUUCUUGUGACAUUUUGAGAAAAUUUCGGCAUGCAACAUCAUUUCAUUUUUUAUUCAAGACUAUCAUUUUCUUCAAAGCGACAUUGUAAAUUUGUAAUAAUAACAAUAACAAUAACAAUAACAAUAAUAAUAAUAAUAAUAAUAAUAAUAAUAAUAAUAAUAAUAAUAAUAAUGUCAGAAAUAUCAUUCCGUCCAUGGUUCUUUGUUGCGAUGACAAAGGAUGCAUGCAUGAAAUUGUUUCUGAAAUAUAAUUGGUCAAUCGAUUAAUUGGCGAGGAAACAAGGAAUGAUAUUUCAAUGGAAUUUUUUUUUUUUUUUUAUAUAGACGAUACAUAUGUAUAUAACUGAAUAUAGAGAAUAUUGUGGAUUAGGAUGAUCAUGAAAUUUGAUACGGACGAUGAUGUACAAAAAAAAAAAAAAAAAGGAAAAAAAAAAGAAAAAGAGAAAGUUGUAAUAAUAAGGAAAUAAUAAUGAAUAUCGCGAAAGAACGAAAUCUCUCGGUUUUUAAUUAUGUAAUAUUAUUAAAUUAUUUAUUUGCGUAUGAUAAAAAAAAAUAUUAAUCUGGAACACGUUAUUUUCUUUUUUUCUCUUCUUUUUAUAUUACAUAACUAAGCAGGGUAACGUAUAAAAUACGUCUUCCUUCGUAAAAAACUAAAUAAAGUUAAAUCGUCGAAGAUUAAUAUAUAAAUUAUAGUAAACGGAUUAUAAAGAAAAAGAAAAACCCUCUUGUUUUUUUUUUUUUUUUUUUAUCUACUUUACUGCAGAAGAUAUUAUGAUUUGUAGCCAUGAAAUAAAAUUUCUUGUGACAAU
Apis laboriosa (Himalayan honeybee) is the source of this 3856-nucleotide messenger RNA. RefSeq names its product proton-coupled amino acid transporter-like protein CG1139. Bases 254 to 1696 code for a protein of 480 amino acids. Gene Ontology annotation, cellular component: vacuolar membrane. Gene Ontology annotation, biological process: amino acid transmembrane transport. NCBI's taxonomy places the organism in Eukaryota, Metazoa, Arthropoda, Insecta, Hymenoptera, Apidae. The transcript is spliced from 8 exons. The record is from RefSeq and is a predicted model, not a curated record. Gene Ontology annotation, molecular function: amino acid transmembrane transporter activity.